GCUCCUUCUUCACCAUCUUAUAGUAACCCUUUUUUCUCAUCAUCAUAACUUUCAAACUAACAAACCUCUUUUGCACUUUUCUCCUCUCUCUCUCUCUCUCUCUCUCAUUUCUAUCCAUUUACUAAAUCCCCAUUUUCCUUUUGAUCGGAAAUGGGAAGAGAUUGGCCGUAUUGGGCUACCGGAGCUAAAACAUCCACCAAAAGACCACCACCAGCGAAAGCUGAAACCACCACCACUCCCACUGGUUGUAUAAGUGCUGUCUUCCAGUUCUUUGAUUUCCAUCAUUUCCAGUUCUCUUUAAACCAUCAAACAAAUAGUGGCAGCAAUAGCAGUAGCAGUUGUGGUUGUUUUAAACAACCCCACUCUUUUAUUUCUCCCCAUAGUAACUUCGUCCCCACUGCACUUAAAGGUACUGAAGCACCAAGGAAUAGUUUAGAAUCAGAAGAUGAAAGUUCAACUUCAGUUUCAGCUUCAGUUUCAGCCUCUUUAACAACAUCGACCAGUAAAGAAGAUGAAAGUUUAAAUAUCCCUAUGGGAAUUCAAAUUAAAACAAGUGGGGACAUAAGGUCAAAAGUUGGAGCUUCAAAUAAUGACACAUUUUCAGAGAUUAGCGGCUCACCAGGGACCAAGACACCUACUUUAGUUGCUAGGCUAAUGGGUCUUGACCUUUUACCCGAAACUCAUUCACCAUCUUUUUCACAACCUAAGUCUUCUUCUUCACAUUUAAAGGGUCGUAGGAGGUCAGUAGACGGUGGUGAUUUUAGGGGUACUCGGUCGUUACCGGAAACUCCGAGAUUAUCGUCUGCUAGGAGGUCGGAUGUGGACUAUCACCAUCGGUUUUCGCUUCAGAUUAAUAAAGAGAACAUGAGUACGACCGAAGAGGUAAUGGUUACUCGGUUCUCGAAAAGGAGCGAAGACGAGAAUAAGAGUCCGGGUCAUUAUGCUCGGCAGAUAAUGAAACAGGUUAAAGAAAGUGUGGGAAGAAAAGUUGGGAUGGAUAUUACUAAUACUGUUCGGAACAGGGAACAAGCUAGAGAAGAGCUUGUUAAUCAAUUCAAGUACAAGAAGAUUUCAAAGGCGAUGAGUAAACUAGCCGAGGACUCGACCAGUAAUGGCAAUGGCAAGCACUCGACGACACCUUCCUGUUCGCCGAGGCUUAGGUUCUUGGAACCUAAAACCAAAGAUCAAAACCCUCAACCUCCAAAACCAUCAGAGAUUAGUAUACAGCCACAGCCGAUCAGGGUUUUACAAAAGCCCAAGUUGCAGACAGUUGCAGAGGAACAAGAUGACCAACAGACACAGAGAAGCACAAGCAAAUGCAAGAAAGUGACAAAGCUGAAAAAGCCACAACGAACAUCGGACAUAAUCCGAAACAAGCAAGAAGAGCCCUUCGUUCGUCCUUCAACAGCCAACAGAGCUAACAUUCCAGACAAGAAAUGUAAGAAAACACCAUUAUCAAAUGAUCUCCUCAACAUUACAGUCUCUUCCCUUUUUCCAGUAAAAAAAGACCCGUCACCUCCAGCUACUAAAAUCCCUCAAAAACAGGUCUUAGAUGCUACAAGACCAAAACGUAGUAAUAGCUCACAGUUAUCUAGUUGUUCGAGCCAAACGUACAACAACAAACAAGAAGCGACGUACCUACACAGUUCCCGACACGACAACAUCGGCGACAGAUGUAACAAUGUUACUACUACCACCACCGGUGAAGAAGCAGAAUAUCAUGAGUACAUUGCAAGAAUACUAAGACGUACUGGGUUAGAUAAACAUACCCCACUGUCCUUAGCUUCUUGGUUUUCUCCUUCUCAUCCUAUUAACCCUUCCAUUUUUUACUACCUCGAACAUUUCACCACUAAUAAUAAUAAAACCAGUCAACUGAACCUACGAUGCAAUAGAAAAUUACUGUUCCAUCUAGUCGAUGAACUUUUGACUGAAAUUUUAAACCCUUUCUUCAAUAUGAAACCUUGGGUUAAAUUUGUUGGACGUGAACGUUUUAGUAAUAUGGUCGGGUCUCAGUUAAUAAACACAUUGUGUUCGAAGAUUGGUCGGUUUCCUCGAGCUGAUUGUCGUGUGCUUGAAGACAUUGAUGCAUUAAUCGACAAAGAUUUGCCGGAGAUGAAACUCCGGUGUGUGAUGGCGUAUGAAGAAGAAGGGGAAGGGAUUGUGUCGGAGAUCGGAAACAGCAUAAUAGAGGCGUUGGUACAUGAAACGGCAGCAGAUUUCGAAUUUUGUUUUGCUGGUUUCAAUUUUCAAAAGUCUCGUCUUUUAGAACUAAACGGUGCCGUUUAGUGUUUGAAUGGUGGUGAAUGAGAACAUAUCACAUGGGUGAUUCACGUGAUGAGAUGCUAUUCGUUGGGGUCUUUGUAGGACUGUACACGUGGAUAAGUAUAACUGUUGGACCCUUUUUUUUAUAUAUAUAUUUUGUAUAUAUAAAUUGUAAUAAUGUAUUUUCCAAAAUCUUUUCGGAUUAAGUAGUAAAAAUUCGAAAUUAUUUAAAUAAGAUUUCGAGUUUUAAAUUUUGGGUAUUAAAAAU
Molecule: messenger RNA, 2530 nt
Organism: Gossypium raimondii (Peruvian cotton)
Lineage: Eukaryota; Viridiplantae; Streptophyta; Magnoliopsida; Malvales; Malvaceae
Exons: 4
Coding region: 151-2286 (711 amino acids)
Source: RefSeq, a predicted model, not a curated record